Molecule: messenger RNA, 1221 nt
Organism: Penicillium subrubescens
Lineage: Eukaryota; Fungi; Ascomycota; Eurotiomycetes; Eurotiales; Aspergillaceae
Product: putative ATP binding protein
Exons: 2
Coding region: 1-1221 (406 amino acids)
Molecular function (GO): GTPase activity
Source: RefSeq, a predicted model, not a curated record
AUGGCGUCUCCGGCGGUGUCCGUGGUCUGCGUGGGCAUGGCAGGCUCCGGAAAGACAACCUUCAUGCAGAGGAUCAACUCGCACCUUCACUCGAAGAAGACUGUCCCCUACGUGAUGAACCUCGACCCUGCGGUGCACUCGGUUCCUUUCGAAAGUAACAUUGAUAUCCGUGAUUCGAUCAACUACAAGGAAGUGAUGAAACAGUACAACCUGGGUCCCAACGGAGGAAUUUUGACAUCUCUGAACUUGUUCGCUACCAAGGUUGAUCAAAUCAUUGCCCUUCUUGAGAAGCGUACCGCCCCGAACACCGAGAACCCCUCCGCAAAGCCAGUCGAACACAUUCUGGUCGACACACCCGGCCAGAUUGAAGUAUUUGUAUGGAGCGCAUCAGGCAGUAUCUUUUUGGAAACUCUCGCGUCGUCAUUCCCAACUGUCAUCGCAUAUAUCAUCGAUACCCCUCGCGCUAGCUCGACCAGCACAUUCAUGAGCAACAUGCUGUACGCCUGCAGUAUCCUCUACAAGACCAAGCUUCCGAUGAUCCUAGUCUUCAAUAAGACCGACGUUAGGGAUGCUGAGUUCGCUAAGGAGUGGAUGACCGACUUUGACAAGUUCCAAGCCGCCCUGCGCGAGGAGGAGGAAGCUGGUGCCUUUGGAGGCGAGGGCGGUGCCGGCGGGUUCGGCGCCGGAAGCGGAUACAUGGGUUCCCUUCUGAACAGCAUGAGUCUGAUGUUAGAGGAGUUCUAUCGGCACUUGAGCGUCGUUGGUGUGAGCUCCAUGACCGGUGAUGGUGUUGAUGAGUUCUUCGAAGCCGUUGAGACGAAGCGCCAGGAAUUCGAGCGCGAUUAUAAGCCCGAACUUGAGCGGAAGAGAAAGGAGCGUGAAGAGCAAAAGUCUUCGCAGCGAGAAUUGGAGCUCGGUAAGCUUAUGAAGGACAUGAGUGUGUCUGGAUCAGCCGGCAAAGAUCGCAAGGGUCCUGAGACCGGACCAGAGACUGUCAGCGAAGCCGAAGAUGAGGAGGAAGAUGAGAUCAUUAAGCGAGGUCUGGCCGAUGGCGAGGACUUCAGUGAUGGCGAUUAUGAAUACGAUUACAGACCCAGUGCAGGCGAUGAUGAAGGCCUAUCUGAACGGUACAAGCAGGCUCUGUCGGGUUCCCAGAGUGUCCCAUCCGAGGCAGACAGCAGCUUUGCCCGGUACCUGAGGGCCAGCAAUGUUAAUCAAUGA